CGACGCGUUGUGUACAUGUUGCAGUGGAUGAAGGAUGCACAGAAAGCUUAACAACAUGAGACAUUAGAGCUGAUUUAACGUCAUUAAUGAAACAAGAGAGUUUGCUUACUGUGUCCUGUAGUUGUCCGCUGUAAUGGUGAAGUUGAGGGCGAGAUGUCUGCUUGUUGGAGAUGCUGCAGUGGGGAAAACUGCCCUCUGCCAUAUGUUCCAUAGUGACGGUACUCUCUUCCAGAAGAACUACAGCAUGACAACCGGAGUGGAGCUGCUGAUGAAAUGUGUCAACAUCCCAGAGACCAAUGACAGUGUGGAGCUCUAUAUUGUAGACUCUGCAGGGAAGCAGACAUUAGUGGACGCCUGCGAGAAAAUGUGGGGAGAGCUGUCGUUGCUGUGCCUGGUGUUCGACCUGACCAGUGAGCAGUCUUUUACCAACUGCAGCCACUGGAUGGAGAGAGUCCUUGCUCACUGCCAAGGUCUCCAACUUCCAGGUGUCCUGGUGGGCAACAAGUCAGACCUGUCUGCCAGAAGGGAGGUGCAGGCAUCUGUGGCCGAGGAAUGGGCUGAAAGCCAGGGGUUGGAGUACCACGAGACAUCGGCCAAGGAGAUGGAGAACUGUGACGCAGCCCUCCUCGGUCUGGCCGGGGCCUUCCACUCUCUCUACCAAGAACGUCGCGAGACCAUCCAGAACCUGAGUCCAGCCUAGACCCCCCCCCUUCCCCAGGCACACACACACACACACACACACACACACACACACACACACACACACACACACACACACACACACUAGGGCUGUCGCGGUUAAGGGUUUUCCCUUGCGGCAAAAUUAUUUACUCAACGGUGCGAUAUGCGGUAUUAUUGCCUUUUUUUUUUUUUUAAAUUGCUUAAUUUAUCCAGAUUUUAGUGAUUUAUAAAUAAGGUUUAUUGUUCGGCUGUUAUUAGGUAUAUUAUUGCUUUUUAAAUGACAGAGAAAAGUUUUAAAACCAAUUAAAUAAUGUAUUGUUUACUCUAUUUCUGUAUUGCACAUAAAGGGCAACGAGGCACAGUUUUUUUCAGCUGAGAUGCUUUGGUUGCGUCUGGUUGCUAUGAUACGGAAUAUCCACGGAAGUAAAAAUGUCGGCACCAGGUACAGUACUGGUUCUGGAUGAAGGGAAGGCUGGAGCACGUAGGGAGAGACCCGGCUUGUCAAUAGUGUAAUAUUGCAGUUAUUGCGACAGCCCUAACACACAGACACACACACACACACACACACACACACACACCUUGAUUCAAAGAAACCCUGUGUUCUUUUGUGCCACCAGGCCCGGCAGAGAGCGGCUUGUUCAGAAUGAUAUUUUGAUGUGACCGUGAAUAAAGUUGUUUUUUAUGAUAA
This is a messenger RNA of Sebastes umbrosus (honeycomb rockfish), 1369 nucleotides long. It is a transcript of the gene ift27, whose product is annotated as intraflagellar transport 27 homolog (Chlamydomonas). Gene Ontology annotation, cellular component: Golgi apparatus. NCBI's taxonomy places the organism in Eukaryota, Metazoa, Chordata, Actinopteri, Perciformes, Sebastidae. The record is from RefSeq and is a predicted model, not a curated record. Gene Ontology annotation, molecular function: GTP binding; GTPase activity. The coding region runs from base 134 to 700 and encodes 188 amino acids. The transcript has 7 exons.